Messenger RNA from Echinococcus granulosus, 2025 nucleotides. RefSeq lists its product as hypothetical. The transcript has 16 exons. Bases 1 to 2025 code for a protein of 674 amino acids. The record is from RefSeq and is a predicted model, not a curated record. NCBI's taxonomy places the organism in Eukaryota, Metazoa, Platyhelminthes, Cestoda, Cyclophyllidea, Taeniidae.
AUGCAGAAUAUAAGAAUACUCGAUACCAAACUGAACAAAAUUCAUGACAAAAGUUGCUUAAAAUUAGUACGGAGUGAUAAAAAAUUGAGCAUUCGAGCUAUUUUUUGGCAUUUUAUAAACGAGUUAUGGCGCUUUAAAAAUAAAUUUUAUUCACGAUGUCGUCAGCCGCAUUUAAUAAUCGAGAAAAAAUAUUCAUUUGACUUUGGUGCAGGGCGGUACCGUACAGAGCCCUGUAACAGUUGUUUAGAUGGUUCAGUUGUUAACAGCAUUCCUGAAGUACAAGAGAAUGGGGAAGUCGCUGGAGGUAGACCUCAUUAUCAACCUUUUCUAUUAAGGGACGUCACAGUUUCUCACAUCCACAUGACUUCACACAGACUGUUUGUUAAGGUACAAAAUGCUUUUAAAAUGCGAAAAUUAUUCACCCACUUUAAAUUUGCUUAUCUUACUCUGAAUUUACCAAAUGAAGCAGGAUCUAUCUUGUACUCCUUUCUUUCAUCAAUUUCUUUAGGAAACAGUGAAUUAAAUGGCACCCCUCCAGCUGACCACAAAAUGAAAAUGAAGGUCAAGCGACACAUUGGACUGAUGCGACAUGACCCGGAGAAGAUAUUGCAUUGUACACUAACUACAAACUCACAAUCUCAUAGUUGUCAUCUAAUUUUGUGCCUCAGUUUUGACGCUCUUUAUAAUUUCUUCCCUUUUGUAUGUAAGCUAAUUGUUCUUUCUUCAUCAUCAAAUGUUCUUUCGUCUUUCAAGGUCAAAAAUUGUCUUUUAUCCAUUGCAAGGAUACUGAACAAUUUCCGCGUUUUCAAGACUUUUGAAUGUAGGCCCUCUUCCUUAUUGAAUUAUGCAAAAUUACAUUAUUUUCCAUUUAAUACCGGUGAUAAAUGUACUCACCAAAGACCCUCUUUACUAGAAAAAAAUCAUAAAUACAUUGUUUCUUACGCAUCAAAAUCUUGCUACCUGGUUAUACAGUCUUCAAAUUGCCUUUCUUUUGUGGAAGUUAGUAGAAGAAUGGAGUGGGACCUUCCCCAAUUGGUGCACCUAUCUUUGAGUGAUUUAUCACAGUCAUCAGGUGCUGAUACAUUUCUGGCUGUACUUCUGGCUGCCACACUUCCUCUUGAUACUGAUCAAGAGGUGGAACAAGAAGCCUCACCAUUUAUGGCUAGACAUACCCGACUCGCAACCUUCAGUUUUAAUGAGAUACAAAGUUUCUUGUUUUCAUGUGUUCCUUUUAAACACCACGAUUUAAAAGUACUUAGCAAAGUUUAUUCAAUCAAACACUCCUCAAUUCCAUCAUUUAAUAUCUUAAAACUUGAUUUGAGGCUACAACUGGUUCUACCGGGAAAUUCAUCCUUCUUUACCUAUCGUAAAUAUUCCUUUGUAUCUGAGGCAUUCAAGGGCUUCAAUGUGUUAGUUCCAGCCAUAUUCGUUCCUAUUUCUCUUUUAUUUCCCAAUGAACUAUUUUGCAUCCGAAUGUUCGAUACCAAGAAUAGAAGUCAUUUCUCAUCACAUGUUAGUCAGUCAACAAAUAAUCUAAAGACAGAGCGCUUUUUACCUCAUACGGACGAAAUGAAUAAUAAUAAUAAAUUAGUGAUCUCUGGAGCUCAUUUUUACCUCUUAAUGGUUUUGAGUAGAACCGGCAUGCUUAUUAGUCGUCACGACCUUCCCUUCCUCAGUUCAUCAAUCAGGAUAAGAUUUUGUUCUUUAACUAUUUCUGUCCGAUACUCUCCUUCUCUCAAAAGUUUAGGCUACAGAUGUAUUAAACCUUUAAAAAAGCUCAUGUUUUUUGAGCACUUUAAAACGUUUCCUGGAUUAUCCAAUUUCACUUACGGCACUUCACUUCUUAAUUGGUAUUUGGAGGAGCAGACGAUGGUAGUGAUUAGCGAAUUUGAAUUAUUUCAGGCAUCCACACCACCACAGCAGUUCGGUGAAGAACCGUUUCAAUUGGGAACUUUUGUCCAAUGUGGACGAGAUCUCCUUGGCACCAGUACCAAACUAUUGUCUCAAUCUUCCUGGGUUUUAUGA